Linum trigynum is the source of this 285-nucleotide messenger RNA. The record is from the annotation of a GenBank genome assembly. NCBI's taxonomy places the organism in Eukaryota, Viridiplantae, Streptophyta, Magnoliopsida, Malpighiales, Linaceae.
AUGUUGAUGGUAGACAGGAUCCUUUCAUCUCAAAAAAAGAGGAGUCUCAUCUGUUGCAUAAGCCCUGCCUCUCCUGGAAGCAACUAUGUCGGCCAUGGGGUUGCUGCCUCAGUGAAUGUCAAUGCCACGUUCGACUCCCCAAAUGCCUGUCCUGUUGUACCUGCCGCCGGCGUCAGAGCAGCGGCCGCCGCCAAUCCGGCUCCGACUCCAACUCCAACUCCAAUUGCAGCAGUUGUUGGGGGAAACCAACUUGCAAGAGGGGCAACUGCAAUGGUUGUUGCCUAA